Messenger RNA from Vicia villosa (hairy vetch), 2252 nucleotides. RefSeq names its product cationic amino acid transporter 9, chloroplastic. Gene Ontology annotation, biological process: amino acid transport; transmembrane transport. Bases 167 to 1948 code for a protein of 593 amino acids. NCBI's taxonomy places the organism in Eukaryota, Viridiplantae, Streptophyta, Magnoliopsida, Fabales, Fabaceae. Gene Ontology annotation, cellular component: membrane. The transcript has 9 exons. The record is from RefSeq and is a predicted model, not a curated record. Gene Ontology annotation, molecular function: amino acid transmembrane transporter activity.
AUUUCAGAAUUCAGAUUCUUCACACAAAAGAUAAUAGCAAAACCAUAACAGUGACUUCACCUAAACCAAAAUCAAUUAAGUGAUUAAACUAAUAAGCACUUUUUUUAAUUCAAUUUUAUUCUCAGCUUCUUCUUCAUCUUCAUUCAUUCAAUUUCAAUUUCCUACCAUGGGAAUGCGUAGUACUUCUCCUCCUAUUUCGUCUUCUUCUUCAUCUUCUUCCUGUUGCUCUCGUUUCUGGUCAUCGGCGCUCCGAUCCAAACGCUUGGUAUCUCCGGCGGAGAAGGCAGCUCGCGAUAGCUCCGGCCAUGGUCUCUCCCGUCGGCUCGGUGUAUUCGACCUUAUCCUCCUCGGGAUCGGAGCUUCCAUCGGAGCCGGUAUCUUCGUCGUCACCGGCACCGUUGCUCAUGACGCCGGACCUGGGGUAACAAUAAGUUUUAUACUUGCUGGAGCAUCCUGUGUUAUAAAUGCACUCUGUUAUGCUGAGCUAGCUUCUCGAUUCCCUGCUGUUGUUGGAGGAGCGUAUCUAUACACCUAUACGGCUUUUAACGAACUUACUGCCUUUCUUGUUUUUUCACAAUUAAUGCUUGACUAUCAUAUUGGGGCAGCUAGCAUAGCAAGAAGCUUAGCAAGUUAUAUAAUAUCGUUUCUUGAAAUCUUCCCUGUUUUCAAAGAUAACAUUCCAAACUGGAUUGGACAUGGUGAAAACAUAGGAAACGUGCUAUCCAUCAAUGCCUUAGCUCCGGUUCUCUUAAUGCUUCUCACUUUAAUUCUCUGUCUUGGUGUUAAAGAAUCAUCAACUGUGAAUUCGUUUAUGACAGUAACCAAGGUAAUCAUUGUUAUUGUUGUCAUUGUUGCUGGAGCUUUUGAGGUUGAUGUUUCCAACUGGUCUCCUUUUGCUCCACAUGGUGUAAGAAGUAUCUUGACUGGAGCUACUGUCGUCUUUUUUGCAUACGUUGGAUUUGACGCGGUUGCCAAUUCAGCUGAAGAAUCUAAGAAGCCACAGCGGGAUUUGCCAAUAGGCAUUAUUGGAAGCCUCUUGGUAUGUAUUGCACUGUACAUUGGAGUAUGCUUAGUAAUUACUGGAAUGGUUCCAUUCAAUCUUCUAGGAGAAGACGCUCCUUUGGCUGAAGCUUUUAAAUCUAAAGGACUAAAGUUCGUUUCUAUUCUGAUUAGUAUUGGCGCAAUUGCUGGACUUACAACGGCACUCCUUGUUGGCCUCUAUGUUCAGUCUCGGCUAUAUCUUGGGCUUGGUAGGGACGGUUUACUACCCGCACUAUUUGCUAAAGUUCACCCCAGACGCCACACCCCUAUUAAUUCUCAGAUUUGGGCUGGCUGUGUUGCCAGUAUUAUGGCUGGGCUGCUUAAUGUGCACACGCUAUCACACAUUCUUUCCGUUGGUACUCUGACCGGCUAUUCAGUUGUCUCGGCCUGCGUUGUAGUACUUCGUUGGAAGGAUAAGACAAAUAGCCAAGUAUCACCUUCAGCUAAGCGAGAAGGUGUAUUUUUCCUCGUUGUUGUUGCUCUUUCGGGAUUUACUGCAGGGCUCUUGUUCCGUUAUGAAGUUUCAAUUAUCUUUGUGAUCGUGGCUAUAGUUGUUGCAAUUGGUGCUUCUAUUGCUCUUCUCUUCCGCCAGAAUACACGUCGCAACAUGAAGAAAACAAGUGGUCUCUUCACGAGCAGGAGGGUACGGCAUGGCUUCAUAAGGAGAAGAUUAAGUACUGAGGUUUAUGGAGAUUCAGUAGCGUUUUCUUGCCCAGGAGUUCCUAUUGUGCCAAAUAUUUGCAUCUUCUUUAACAUGUUCUUAUUUGGCCAGUUACAUCAUGAAGCAUGGGUGAGAUUUGUGAUUCUAAGUUUUGUUAUGGUUGGUGUUUAUGCAAUAUAUGGCCAAUAUCAUGGAGACCCCAAUGCAGAUGAAACUAUUAUUUAUCACGAAGCUCCAGCGGAAUAAGCUCAAUGAGUAAUCAGUUCGAAUGUUGAACAAUUUUUUUUGGGCGUGGGAGAGGACGGUGUUUGUUAAAAUCUAUGGAGCCAAUAAUCUAUUUGGGUAUACUCAGGUUAAAUUGUGGCGAAAAAUUGGUCCAUGUAAUCGACUACAUUGGGAUAAGGCUUGGUUAUUGUUAGGUUAGAUUGUAUAUGAGACUGUCAGAAAACAUAAUCUUUCCCAUUAAGAGAUCCUCCCUUUCUCCCCCAACAUGUGUAAUAUAUAUCAUGUAUCUCUUGUUUACAACUUGAUUAAAAAGAGAAAUUCAUCA